AUGCGAAGUCUGAUUAAACUUUUGCGUACCACUUUGAUCGAUCUAAACAUAUUCUCAUUACGUGAUAUGGGUAGUGGUAUGGAUCGAAUAAUAGCUAAACGUCUUGGUCAAUGGGCGACCCGUCUCUACAUUGCUUUAUUCAUCGGUGGUCUUAGUAUCCUCACCAUCUAUACCGUAGUUCAACCACAAGUAGUGACAAAGACUUUCAAUAAACCAUCUUUUAGGUUUUACAAUGAUUCAAGACAAAAAUAUGGAGAUGAAUUAAAAUGUCCAUGCUCAGUGAUUGCAUCGACUUAUGAUCAGUUUAUCGAAAUUGAACCAAUAUUUCAUGCGAUUUGUAUGAGUCCAUUUGCAACAAAACAAUACCGAAAUGAUCUUAUAUCUGGUCUUAUCUCUAACUUGUCUAUUUAUGUAUCAAGAGACUAUCGUCGUUUUCUUUCUGCUCAUUUACAAGCUCUUCAAGGACUAUGUCAACUCUCUAAUACAUCAGUAUACGAUUCUAUUAACCAGUUUCGUACCUCACUAUUUGUUACUUCUCAACUUCUAUCUGAAACAAAUUUUCGUGAUCAACUUGAUUCGUUAAUCGAACAAACCAAAUCAAAUGUACCUACUACAUUCCGUCAACUUCUCUUCUUAAUUCGAAAUAUCAAUCAUGGAAAUGCUUACAUGUCAACAUAUACAACAAAUUUCGAAUAUAUUGGUGUUCCGAAUUCACGUAAAUAUACUUAUGCGUCUACUCGAGCUAUAAUUUAUGACGGGUGUUCUUGUGGAUUGUAUUUAAAUUGUACAAGUCAAGCAAAUUUUAUUAAAUCAAAUUCAUCUGAAAUAACUCCAAUUAAAGGUUUGAAAAUUGGUUGUACUCCAAGCGAAUCAUUUCGUGCUUCGACUCUUGAAUGUUUUUAUGAUCGUUCAUGUAUUGAUCUCGUUCAUAAAUAUACUAAUUAUACGAAAUCUCAUAAUCCUCUCUUGGCCAAUAGGAGUCGCUUCUCAAUAAACACUACAAUAGCUGUACUUAUCGAUAAUCUAUUCAUCGAGAAAUGGGAGACGAAGAUGAAUUAUUCAUCUUAUUUUCAUGCAUGUUCUCUAUCGUAUUGUUCAUAUACUUAUAUUCAAAAAAAAAGCAGCUUUAUCUAUAUAAUAACUGUCUUACUUGGUCUUCAAGGUGGUUUAGCAAUUGUUCUUAAAUGGAUUUGUCCUAAAAUAGUUCGAAUUGCAUUUAGAGUAAAUAAUUAUCGAAAAAAACGGAUGAAUACUAUUCAUCCUGUCAAUUCUCUUGAAAUAACACCAAAUGUUACUCUUAGCACAACCAUACAUAAUCCUGCUUCUAACUCAGAAUCGAGACCGACAUCUAUAACAUCUCGAGAGCAUUUAUCAAAUAUAUUUUUAUUAGUUUCAUCAGCCAGUGCAACAGUUGAUACUAAUUUGAACUCAACAAUAAACACAACAACAUCAACAUUGUCAAGCACAACAGCUCCACUUUGCAAGUUAGAAUUUCGAUCAAUAUCAAUAAAUAUAUCGGAUAUUGCUUACGGUGAUAUAAUGUUUGCUGUUGCUGAUUUCAACGAUGACAGUCGGCUUGAUAUUAUGGUUUUUUCUAACUAUCACGAAAGUGUGAUCAUACUGUCUGGGAAUGCUAACGGACGUUUUACAAAAGAAAAUAUUUUUCAAAAAGGAAGUUUUUUAUGGAUGACACAUAUGAAAGUUGGUGAUUUCAAUAAUGAUAAUCGAGCCGAUCUCGUAUUCACCAUUAGCGAUGCAAACUAUGUAAACAUUCUAUUUGGAAAUAGUAACGGAACUUUUAGAGUCCGGAAUAUAAUAUUAGGGACAACGAAAUGUAUACCCGAUGACAUCGUUGUAGUCGACUUCAAUCAUGACAAUUAUUCAGAUAUUGCUGUCAUUAAUACUGUUAAUUCUAAUGUCUGUGUGUUUUUUGGAAAUGCUAAUGACACUUUUUCACCGCAGCUGAUGUUUUCUACUGGAUAUCAAAGUGAGCCUGAAUCAUUGACUGUUAGUGACUUUAAUAGCGAUGGACACGUAGAUAUUGCUGUCACCAAUAGUAGAGCUGUAAAUGUUGGUAUAUUUCUUGGGUGCGGUAAUGGAACUUUUGAAGUACAGAAGCGAUCUUAUACUUUCCUGGGUUCUGAUCCACACCAUAGUGUAAGCGGUGAUUUUGACGGCGAUGCUCAACCAGACGUCGUUGUCUCUGAUGAACGCAUAAACAUAGUCACUGUGUUGUCUAAAUAUAGAAAUGGAUUUUUCACCGUCAAGAAUAACUUUGUCAUGAAAUCUAAUCGCAUACCAUCUACAGUUGUUGUAGGUGAUUUUAAUUGUGAUGAUCAUUUAGACAUUGCUGCUGCGGGUAGGCCAUAUGGUAUAGAUGUGCUACUUGGAUAUGGGGACGGCUAUUUUGAGACGCAAAACAUAUUAUCGGAUAAGAUGGUCCGUUAUGGAUCUGAUAUUGGUGUUUAUGAUUUUAAUGAUGAUACUUAUCAAGACAUAAUCAUUACAAAUUCUGACUCUCGUGCUAUAGAUAUUCUUUUAAAUAUCUGCGAAUGUGAUGCACGUGGAAUUUCUAAAAGAAAAAUGUCCAACCUCUCAUAA
Messenger RNA from Adineta steineri, 2601 nucleotides. Lineage: Eukaryota; Metazoa; Rotifera; Eurotatoria; Adinetida; Adinetidae. The record is from the annotation of a GenBank genome assembly.